This is a messenger RNA of Ectocarpus siliculosus, 1626 nucleotides long. The record is from the annotation of a GenBank genome assembly. Lineage: Eukaryota; Phaeophyceae; Ectocarpales; Ectocarpaceae.
AUGACGCCCUGGUCCGGCAUCUGCUCGAUGGUGGCGCUGUGUGCCGCGGUUGGCUGCUUCCGGCUGCUACUCAUCCUCAGCCGGCACGUGUCACUGCUUGUUGGCGCUGCAUCCAAAGUGCUCGACAACAACGAAAGCAAGAGGGGGCGCAAGCGCAUGCGUGAUCUUAGCCUUACCGGAACCAGACCAAGGUCCGCGGGGGCUCACCAGACCAGGAGCCGUGUCGACCCCCAGGGCUCUGUUUUCAGCGGCAAGUUCGAGAAGAUAUGGCUGGCUUUCGACAACCUUCUCCACCGCGUGGCGGUGGUGGAGAAUGACGCGAAUGUCGAAAACGAUGCGAACCUCUUGAAGGGAAAUCUUUCCGCCGCGAUCGAGGAUGCCGUCGCCGGCGGCAUCGCGGCCGCAGAGCAGAAGAUGGCGCUGGCCUUCCAGGCCAAGAUGGCACAGGCCGUCGUGAACGAGAUGGGGAAGCGGCGCGUGAUGCAGGAGGGCCGGGAGGCGUGGUGGCAGAGGAAGUUCGACCUCGAAGAGAACAAGCUUGGCACUGCGCUCGCCGCCGCGGUCGCUUCACACGAGGACGCCAUGGCCGCUCGCCAAAGGAAGUACGCGGCAACCUUCAACUCCGUCCGUGACGACGUCCUCCAGCUGAAGGAGCAAGCUGCCGACAACGCCGCGGGGAAGGCGGCCGACGACGCUGCUGCAAGGGAGAAGGCGGCGACGGCCAAUCUCCUCCGCUCCAUUAGCGCGACGCACCAGAGGCAGCAGGAGGCGGUGAUGGCGCUGCAGCAGGAGGUGCGGGAGUGCCUGGCGCGGAGGAAGGUGGAGGAAGUGUCUUCGGCGUCCCGUGGCGACCGGCCGAGUGUUGCUGCGGAGGCGUCGCCACGGCCGCCGUCGAUGGAGGACACGACCAAGCUCCGCAACGUCAAGAGCGACCUAGACUCUCUCGGAGCCCGCCUCCUUGCCCUCGAGAACGCGGGAAAUGGCUUGGAAGAUCAAGAAGGACAGCUCGAAGACAGGGCCGGGGGCGGGGGACGAGGGAGACGAGAACACGACGCCGCGCGAGAAGAGUCAUGCUGGAGGCGUGUUGGCGAGCUGGAAGACGAGGAGGCUUCCCUCAACCACCGGCUGAUGAGGCUGGAGAAGAUCCGCCGUGGCGAGCGCCUCGAGAUCCUGGGGCUAGAGCAGGUCUGCCAAGCCGCCGAAGUCGCAAUGCUGCAGGCCCAGGACGAAGGUGCCCACCUGGACGCCAAAUCCCAGAUUCUAGAAAAUUUGGCCGAGGACGAGGCUGAGGAUGCUGCAGCUGGCAACCACGGGGCCUCGUUCCCGGCUUCCUCAGGAACCCACCACGAUGCUUUGCCUGCUUCUUCCCUGCCGGAUAGUGGUGGUAGAGUUGGCAGCAACGAGGGCAAAGCCGAGCCGCCCACAAGACGAAUGGCGAAACAACGAGAUGCGGAACGAUUACCUCUGGAACGCGAAACCGCCAUCCUCCGCCAGGAGCUUGCUGAAAUGACUUCGGAGGAAGAGGGCUUGAAGAUUGAAAAGGCUUCAAUAUUCGGGGCAGCGAUCAACGGGGAUCACUACGACUUUCACCGUCUCACGCUAGCGCUUGCGUUGAUGGCGUGCUGA